CACAGUGAUUGUAGUUAAUUUUUUAGUUAAAGAGGAGAAAGCAAUAUUUUUUUUCAAUUGUUAAAGAUUGUGAUAAUGGAGAAUGAUAGUUUUAUUUAGGUAAUUGCAUUUUGUAACAAUUCGUUUUGAACAAUUCUUCCAUUUUGGUGCCCCCGCCUAUAGAGUAGACGAAUCAAAACAUUUUCAUAUAAUGCAUAGCUAGUCGUUUAAUUUAAUCCUAGAUAACUCAAGGGACAAGUGAUAGACUAGUUAGACGAAAUGUGAUGUUAUAAUCAACUAAUGUUGGAUAUGUUUAGGAAAUUGUUUUGUCACACUAGACACUGCUACAUAUUUUUAUAUACGAUUGAAAAAAAGUUUGUUAGUUUUUCAAACUUAUUUUGUACGAUUCGUUCUAAUAUUUAUACUCCUUAUUACUACUUACCAUUACCUACAUUGUAUAAAUAAAUAAUAAAAAAAAAUGAGAUGCUAAAUUAGUGAUUCCAUCCAGGUGCGGUCACGUGACACCACCUGUCAACCUGAAAACUUACUCAUUGGGAAAAAAUGUUGUUUUAAGUACAAUGGCCCAAGAAAGCUCAAUCACCGAUAAUUUUUCAGGUCCCGAAUCGCGAUUUGAAUGCCCCAUUUGUCUUGCAUGGCUGCGUGACCCCGUUUUGACCUCUUGUGGGCACAGAUUUUGUCGUACUUGUAUGGACUCAUGGCUCGAACGCGAAAAUCCCUCAUGUCCCAUCGAUAAUACGAAACUCGAGAAGGGAGUGGACAUUUUUCCCGAUAAUUUCACUCGAAGAGAAAUUUCACAACAAAAAACCAAAUGUCCUAAUCUGGUGAGGGGUUGUUUGGAGGAGUUGUCACCUCUCGAUGUCGAGACACAUCUACUGACAUGUAAAUUUAAACCACCGGAAUUACCCGAAAAUGAAAAGUUGCGAUGUGCUUUUGUCGAAUUUGGUUGCGAGGAUAAGUUUGAAGAUGAACCUGAAUUACAAAGACACUUCGAGCAAUACAUACACAAACAUUUGAACUUGUUAUCACAAGCUUAUAGUCGAAUCACUAUAAAUAGCCCCUCGACAUCGGCAAUUGCACAACAAGCGAAUUUUUGGGAUCCCCCGUCUAAAAACGACACUUCAUCAGUCUCAAAUAACGAUAACGUAAAUGGAUUAUUAAAGGCCUUGUACGAAAAAGCCGUAUUAUUGGAACAAAAGACACGCGAACAAGAUAUAAUUAUUGCAAAUAUGUCUGAACAAAUCUCAUCUUUGAAUUUAUCAAUGUCAAAAAUGCACUUGCGCUACUGUAAUGGAUGUUAUUUAUGGUAUUUUAAUGAUUUCAAAAAUAAAAUUAAUGCGAUGCGAAAUGAUUCAAGGAUUAUGCAUUAUAGUCCCGGUUUUUACACUUCAACUAAUGGAUAUAGAUUGUGCAUUCGUUUGAAUUUAUCACCCAAGGACCCUAAUUACGUAGCUAUCUUGAUUCAUGUAAUGAAGACAGAGCACGACCAUGCCUUAGAUUGGCCUUUCAGUGGAAGAUUAACCAUAACUUUAAUCCAUCCUCUACAGCCUUUUCGUAAUAUAAAAGAAACGAUGAUGACUCGUCCCGAACUGGAUGCAUUUAAAAAACCUAUACAAGAUAUGAAUCCCAAAGGUUUCGGUUAUACUGAAUUCGCUUUAAUUGAAGAAAUUUUCUCUCAAGGCUACGUCGAAAACAAUCAAUUGUUGAUAAAAGUUCAAGCUCAACCUGUUUGAAUAAAAUUUUUAAAAUGGUUUAUUAA
This is a messenger RNA of Tribolium madens (black flour beetle), 1756 nucleotides long. It is a transcript of the gene Traf6, whose product is annotated as TNF receptor-associated factor 6. Gene Ontology annotation, molecular function: zinc ion binding; tumor necrosis factor receptor binding; ubiquitin-protein transferase activity. Gene Ontology annotation, biological process: protein K63-linked ubiquitination; regulation of apoptotic process; regulation of canonical NF-kappaB signal transduction. Lineage: Eukaryota; Metazoa; Arthropoda; Insecta; Coleoptera; Tenebrionidae. Gene Ontology annotation, cellular component: plasma membrane signaling receptor complex. The record is from RefSeq and is a predicted model, not a curated record. The transcript has 6 exons. The coding region runs from base 558 to 1730 and encodes 390 amino acids.